AGGGAUCAUGGGAGUUGUAGGCCAAAAACAUCUGGAGGCCCAAGGUUGAGGACCACUGCUUUAUAGCACAGAGCUUCAGCUUUCUUAUGUUUUCACAGCCAGGAGUGCUGUUUUUUGGUGACGGGGUGAGCUCCUGUUGCUCGGUCCCUGCUCCUGCCAACCUAGCAGUUCAAAAACACUUCAAAGUGCAAGUAGAUAAAUAGGUACUGCUCCGGUGGGAAGGUAAAUGGCGUUUUCAUGUGCUGCUCUGGUUCGCCAAAAGCGGCUUAGUCAUGCUGGCCACAUGACCCGGAAGCUGUCUGUGGACAAACGCUGGCUCCCUUGGCCAGUAAAGCAAGAUGAGCGCCUCAACCCCAGAGUUGUCCACGACUGGACCUACCGGUCAGGGGUCCCUUGACCUUUUCUGUGGGCCUCAUUAACCUCGGUGAUCCUACUUUAAGAUGGAGUUGAAAGAUCACCGAUGUUGGUUACUGGAGUGCAGAAACUAGGGAAAUGUGCAUUGCUGGUUGGAGAGAAUCAUUUGUUUGGGAGGGGGUGCCCAAUCUUAUAGGCAGUGGUCAUUAAAAUGAGCUGCAUUCUAUACAGGAAACUCAGAAGAAUUAUUUUCAGAGUUGGUAUAAAGCCAAAAGUGGAUUUGUGCAUACCAUAUAUAUUUAUAUAUAAUACAGUACAUUUAAGAAUGGCCAUGGUAAUUAUGGUGAAAAGAAGCUUAGCCACCCUUCUGAGGUCUGCAGGCAGUUCUAAGCUACGGAAAAUACAGAGUAGCAUGUCAUGAAGACUGUAGUCUUUUGCGAGCCUGGGAAUAUUUUCUCUUGGCCUCCAGUGCUUUGUUAUUUUUGCUGCCUAGAAUUUUUGGGUACAUGGAGUACAGGGUUGCUGUAGCAAUGUGGCUCUGCCCAUUAUGAAAGCAGCGCCCUUCCCAUGAAGGACGGCGUUUUUCUUCUUCUUCUGUAGCAAAGCUUGCAAUCCGGCUGAUGCUCAAAAGGCAACCGAGCCAACAAUGUUAAUCUUACUGAACCGUACAGUGUAUUUUGUAAAGCGUCUGUCUUAAUAGACACAGCGCUCUCGUUUUUCAUCCCUGCAUAUCUGGCUUGGAAUAAGGUACACAAACAGUCAGUUGAAGGUGCUGAUUCAUGUAACUGGACUUUGUGUACCUUGUGUACUGAUUUUGUACCUAACACCAGUGAAUAUAUUCAGAUCUGUGCAGCUUCCUUGGGUCCUUUUUAUACAUUUUACCUGGAACUAAUCUGCUGUGAAUUCAACGUGGUUUUCUUCUAAAGCCUGUCUGUGUGAAGAGGAUGCUCUUUGCUGCUUGAAGUGACCGGUUCUCCACAGUGAAUUGUAGAAGAAUGUGGAUUAACCAAAUUCCCUGCUGUCUAUUGGCAGUAGUGCACUUGUGUGUCCUGAACCAAUUGGCCCACAGUCAGGAAACAGAUCCGUCACACACGCCUCAGAAUUUGACAUGUAUAACACACGACUUUGAAACGGUUAUCUGCACGUGGACAACUGCCUCCACAGCUAGUCUUGGAGUGGAAUAUUCUUUCUGUCACAGUGGCAGGACUUCCUGCUUAACAACAAAGGAGAAAACAGCGCAGAUUGAUAAACUGAUCUCAUUUGCCUCUAAUCAAAUAAAGAUAUCCACCGUGAGUCAGUCUGGAAAAGUGAUAGCCGAAAACACAUUUGAGCUGACUGAUAAAGAUAUUGCCUUUGUCCCUCCCACCCCACUGAUUCACAACCUGACUGCCAACUUCUCAACUGACACAUUGACUCUGGAGUGGUACGAUGGCGGCUCAGCCUUUCCAAUGGAGAUGGAAGCUACUUGGCAAAUUCAGAUCCUGCGUAAAGAUCCCAUGGAAGAAGUUGCACUAGAGACCUAUCACUCCAACUUAAAUCGUGAGGACAGCCUCCUCCGGUGGAGCUGGAAAUCAGACCUGGCUUUUCAGUGCACCACACACUAUGUCAAGAUCCGCUGUUUUUUUCACGAGGACCUAUAUCCUGGGGACAAGAAGUGGAGUGAAUGGAGCCAGCUUGCAAAUAUUCCCGGGAAUGAUACGGGCUCUUCCAGAGCAGUGUUUCCUGUCGACAGAGUGGUGCCAGUAGGUUCCAAUAUGACGUUCUGUUGUGUGUGGAAGGAAGGCGAACACCUGAACUACCUGAAGUAUGACACUCAGGUCUUGAAUUACACUCGACUGUCCAACUGGAGCGUGUCAGGCCACGUCCAAAACGCCAUACCUGCGGGUUCUGGCAAAAACGUCUAUUGUUUACUGGAUGAGAGUGAAUAUGCAGGGACCGUUCUCUUUGCCGGCUACCCUCCCGAUGUUCCUCAGAAUUUUAGCUGUGAAACUUGGGACUUGAAAGAAAUAACCUGCGCUUGGAAACGAGGAAGGUCCACUUGGUUAUAUGGCUCACAAAGAGGAACAUAUUACAGCUUUUCUGAAAGUGUAUCUGGGAUUAAUGUUACACUUUUCCAUAUAAAAACCAGCGAUGAAUAUUACCAUAAGUUUCAAGUUCGGAACAACCAGACAGUCUAUAAUUUCACAGUCCAAGCUUCCAAUCCACUUGGUCGGUCAGCAACCUCUCUCAUAUUUGAUAUGUAUCGUAAAGUUCAUCCAAGACCACCUUCUCGGUUCACUGUGAGGAACGAAAGCCCAACUAAUGUUACUUUGUCAUGGCACAUGGAUGGCAAUUUUAAGCAAAUCAAGCUGCAGUGCCAGGUUCAAGUUAUUCGCGGGGAAGGACAGAAGAAAAAGACCCUGAAUGUGUUGCUGGAUGGUGCAGACAACUCCUUUUACACAACCUCCGUGAGCAAGUUGCGUCCCUACACAACAUACGCUUUCAAAGUUCGCUGUUCAGUUGCUCCGCCCCUCUUCUGGAAGUGGAGCAGCUGGGUCGAGGAAACACGGCACACCACUCUGCAAGCCCCUCCAACGAGAAGUCUAGAUCUCUGGAGAGAGAAAAAUCUUGAUGGUGAGACUGUAACCCUCUUUUGGAAGCCACUACCCGUUUCCGACACAAAUGGGUUGAUAGAGGCUUACGAGGUGUCUUGGUCCCUACCAGAGGGGUCCACUUACAACAAGUCGGUUUCUGCACCUGCCAGCAACACCUCGAUAAAGCUUGGGGGAAAUGAUUGUGCAAUCUCGGUGGUGGCGAAAAACAAGGGUGGCCGCUCUCCUCCUUCUCAGAUAAACAGUGCAGAUAUUCCAGUCAGCGAUGCUCCAACAGAGAUCGGAGUUGCCAAAGGAGAUGGCAUUUACAUCGCUUGGGAGCCUGACCCCAAUGUCACCUGUGGCUAUACCGUGAGGUGGCCUCAGGGGCUUGAGCCCAGCGCUGCUGUGGGUUGGGAAACGUUUCCAUCAGGCGUGUCAGAUGCUGUGAUCAAAUCUGAUCUCUUUCAGCCAGGAAUCAGAUACAAAUUUUCUGUCCAUGGCUGCAAAGACAAUGGAUAUCAACUACUGAAGUAUAUAAAUGGCUACACACAAGAGCUGCAACCUAGCGCUGCGCCAGUUUUCAAAGUGGAGCGUGCCACCUCAGAUUCCAUUGUCAUAAGAUGGGAGGACAUUUCUGACGAAGAUUGCCGGGGCUUUUUAAAAGGUUAUCUGCUUCACUUUGGGAAAGGUGACGAAAGCACCACAAAGCCGAAAGCUUUUGAGCCAGGCCACUCAGAGACCUACAUGAAUAUUACUGACUUAAAGCAAAACACCUUAAAAAUAUCAAGCCUUCAAGGGAAAACAAACUACCACCUGAGCUUAAGAGCCUACACAGCUGGUGGAAUUGGCCCGCCAAGCAGCUUGUCUGUGGUCACAAAGGAGAAUUCUGUGGGAUUAAUCAUUGCCAUCCUUGUCCCAGUAAUUAUUGUUAUUGUGUUGGGAGUGGUGACCAGCAUCCUUUGCUACAGGAAGAGAGAAUGGAUUAAAGAAACCUUCUAUCCCGACAUUCCGAACCCAGAAAACUGCAAAGCUUUAGAAUUCCCGAAGGAUCCAGAGGGAAACCUCAAUUCCAAAACCCUGGAGAUGAACCCCUGUACCCCCAACAACAUUGAAGUAGUUGAAACACAAUCCCCUUGCCUGAAGAUUGAAGAUACAGCCAUUACAUCGCCCGUAGCAGAAGAGCUUCCGGAAGAUGGCGUAGACUCUGACACAGAGAGCCACAUUGUCGUCUCCUACUGCCCGCCAAUCAUCGAGGAGGAGAUCUCUAACCCACCAAUCGACGAAUCGGCGGGGUCUUCCCAAGUUGUCUACAUUGACAUCCAGACUAUGUACCCAGCUCCAGGGAAGCUGAAGGAAGAACCAGAAGUUGACUGUGUGGCAGCGGCAGGCUAUAAACCUCAAAUGCAGCUGCCGGUGAAUAGCUUGAUAAAAAUGGAGGACUCGCCGUCCAUCGAAGAGGACUUGGACAAGGCUGCAGGCUACAGACCUCAAGUGAAUGCUUCCUCCUGGAAUACAGACUGCCCAGAUUCUCCUGAAUCCACUGGUAGCAACAAUGAAAACACCUCCUUUGGGAGCCCUUGUUCCAUUAAUUCUCGGCAGUUUUUGAUCCCGCCCAAAGAGGACGAAGACUCUCCCAAAGCCACUAACACAGGGUGGUCCUUUGCUAACUUCUUUCACAACAAACCAAAUGCUUAGCAGCUUUGGAGGUGGCAACAGUUGCUCUGAAAAGCGGAAAUUGCUGCAGAAAUUGCAUAUCAGCCUUGGAGAGAGACUAUACUGAAGGGUUUAUGAUGUCAUUCGCUGAAACUGAACGCUGGCCUUGUUUUAAGUUAGCAGUGGAUGUGGCAAUAUUCGUUUCGGGCGACAAGAGAUGCUAAUUUAUUGUGCCCCAAUGGGGGAAACAGGUGCUCUGAGGUAACCCUUUAUGAAACCAAAGAGUGGCAGGAGGUCUGUGUCUGUUGGGGGAGGGGCAGCCCCCUCCUCAAAUCUGCCUUGUCAAUAGAGCAUAGCGCUCUCCUUUUGCGACUAUUUUUUUCUGGUUUUCCAUUUUGAAUAGCAGGGAGAAAUUAUUAUAAAGAUCACGCACUUGGAUCGUUAGGCUUUUAAAGGCAUUGACGCACGUCAGGUAUGUGCAGGAUUGAGGCCUUGCUGCUUUGUCAAAGGUAUAUAUAUCUAUAUUUCUUUUUAAAUCCGUUUUUCUAUGAUUCUGAGCAACCAAACACUACAGUACCCAAACACUACCAUUUUGCAGUUGCUGACGGUUUGAAGGCUCCAUUCCUCAGCCUGCUCUGUAGAAGCACCUUACUGCUUCAGGCACAGCAAUUCCCUUUGACUUCUAUGGGACUUAAGCCGGUUUGUGUGGGAAAGCUCCAUCUUCAAACAGCUGAUCAGCCAUGGCUACAGCUGAUCUGUGGGGUGGGUGAGUUUGACAAGCCUGCACACGAGUUCCUGUACCUACUGUAUAAACGAAUUUGCAAUAGAUGACUCAGGGGUGCAAAAACAAAAGUGUAACACUGAUUUUAAAAUCUCAGUCAGGAAUAGAUAAAUGUGUGAAGCUUCCAACUUUUUAAGCAAUGUUUUUUUAAUAUAAAAAUCAUCUUGACCUCAAGUACCGGUAGUCAUGCUAGGCAGGAAUACACCUCUCUGACAUGCUACCUUUUUUUUUCCCUGUGGGGGGAUUUUUUUGGUUUCUUUCUUGAGGAUCAUCCAGUCAUGUCAUCUACCACCUGCAACCUGAAGUGCAAGGUGAAGGCACCAUUUGCGCAGAGGCAGAUUUGCCAUCCUGGGUCUUUAGUCUUUAGGAUUAGUCUUCCAAAGCUCUUUCCCUGCUUGAGCACCAAAACCAUAAUCAGGGCUAACCCGUCCAUCAUAUCUGUGGGAAACUCUUACUCAUGGGGGAGUGGCCACCUGUGAAUACAUUUGCAUGUGUAUUGCAAUGAAUACACAUUUCCAUGCAAUACAUUUCAUGCAUGAAUACAAUUGAUUUUAUGCAUGGCUAUCUAAAUUGAGUUCCCCUUGUGGUAUAUAAACUUAUUUCCAAGGGACCAAUGUAAUGGGGCCUGCUCUGAGCUACUGAAGCCUACAUGUUAGCUCGACUGCGAUGGGCGUUUUUCAUGGAAUGGCCCUGAGUUUUCCAGCUGCUUUGAAAUAAUUAUCCUCUCUCUAUUCAGGUCUAUUAUAUUUCGAACGUCCGUUUUAAGUGCAAAAUUUGGUGGAGGUGAACAGAAGCUUUAUAGGUUUGAUUCACUGUUGUCAGAAGGAAGUCACACUUGUAGAGAGUGCCUUUCAAUAUGGAGGAGUCUUCCUUUAUUACUUUUGGUAACUGGGACCUCUCCCCCCCCCCCCGACACAUAUACACACACAAAACACAAAGGUGUUUCUAGUAUUAAUCACUAUCCCUUUUUUUGUUCACGUGUUUACACCAAACAUUCCUUAAAAUCUAGAUGGGUGUAUGUGUGGUGCUGAUGGGUUUUUUUUAAUUAGCAGAGUGCCUUUUAUUUUCUUAAGCUGCUUUUUCAAGGCUUUCCCCUCAGGAAUUAGAUUUGGUUGCUUCUGAUCCCUGCCGUGUAGUAAAACAAUAUGUCUUGUAUGAGGUUGUUUGUAUCAUCCUGCAAAGUGUUACAAGAUAAUUUUGACCACACAUUUGCUGCAUUUCUGUGGUAAAACAUGUGGUGCAAUGGCAGCCUGUUAUCCACCAGUGUGAGAUUACCAUGUGGAAUUUGUUUUGUCCGUUAAGCAGAUAGGAGUGACUUCUUUCCAGCUGAAUAUCAUGGUAGUAUUCCCACCCCACCCCCCUUUCAUCCUGUCCCACCCUCAAUUUUGUAAUUUCCUCAUAUCAAGAAAUAGUCCAUUGCAGCAUGUCAGAGAUCUAGAAACACAUGAGAAAAAUGCCCUGUAGCAUGUAGUGACUGCAAAACCACAAAUUGAACUAAAGCUUUUUGGAACAACAUAUUGUUGGGUAAAUAAUGCAUGUGGUGUUUUCUUUCUUUCUUUUAAAUCACCGUCCCUGAAUUUUGCACUGAACUUUCAUCUGCAAAGCUACUCUGUUUCCCCAUUCUGGUGCUUCUCCAGAAACAUUUUGGUUUCCCCUUACGAUGCCAUUCUAGUCUAUUAGGGUUUAGAUAGCAAGCUGGAAUGGCAGCAUGCUACAUAUGGGCUAGCCUAUCAGGGUUUAGACACUACAGAGCCAAUUGGAUGUGUUUUAUUAGGUGGCGUUGCCACUAGAGCAAACAAGCAGCAUUGCCCUUGCUCACUCGCAUCCUUUUCCCAAGCUGCACCCUGAUGGUGCUUUCAACUAGAUGUGACACGUCGUGUGAAUGCCAUUAAUGUGCAUGGAUUUUGUUAUGUAACAAGCAGCCCUGGGGGAAACCUGAGCUGUCUAAGAACAAGCGGUUGGGAAAGGGAAGUAUAGCGCUUCCUCUCCCUGCCACAAUCCCAACAAGGCCCCCUACCUCCUGUGGUGCUUUCUGUCCUUAAAAGUGAAAGCUUGAGUGGUUUUCUAAUGUCUGGAGUAUGUUUCAUAUAGGUUCAACUGAAAUGUUAAACCAUCUCUUCUAGAGCAGUUCUGAGAAGUAUUUCUGAGGCGGAGGUAUGGCACCUAUUUCAGAAGGUGGGGGAAAUUAAGAGUCUGAUCACCCUUUUUGUUUUAACAUGUUAACCUUUUCAUCCUGUUUAGUAUGUAAUGUUCAUUUUAUUCUGGAGGGUUCCUUCUUUUUCCUUUUAAUUUGAGCCAUAUGUUUUUAGUAAGGUUUUUUUUUGUAAUUUUGUUUUUAAGAGCAGAAUUUUUGAAGGGCAUCAUGGCAUUUAAGUCAUAUUUGUUGUUUUGUGCUGACUGAAUGGGAAGAAAGGGACUGUGAAUCCUGUGUGUGUGUUGUGUGUGAGAGAGAGAUGGCACUUUUGAAGUGUUGUAGGAUAUACAAUUUUUUAACAGAACUUUUGCGUACAAUAUACCUCAUAAAUGUGAUUUAUCGCCGGCUUCCUCAACCUGCUCCUUUCCAGCUGCUUUGCACCACAACAAUUACCGUCAGCCCUAGUGGUUGAUGGGAGUUGUAUGCCAGGCCUUCAGGAGGCCACCAGGUUGAGGAAGCCUGAUUUAGCAAAUAAGAGUAAGCUAUAAUGCUGAAAACAUAGUAGUGGUUUCUUUUCACCCUCUGAAUCACUUUCUUCCCUUUUAUGUGAAGAUAUUGGAAUAAUUUUGCUGUGUGGCAGUUCCCUCCAGUGGUGACUAUGCAAGAGGAGUCCUCUUCCCUAAAAAUGCUUGCAAAGGUGUUGGGCAACUCUUGUCAGGGGACGCAGCAGGGACAACACCAGUGUGUAUUUAUACCUCCCAUUUGGGUGUCCAUUAUUGUCUUUCAGAGUACACUGCCCAAAGAGAGUGUUUCUGAUGCCUGAUGUCAAAAAGCUUGGGCACUCCAGCCUGCUGCUAUUCCCUGCCUGUCAGUAGCAUGGGGCACUGUGGGUGACUAGCACGAGCCAUCAAUUUGCAUGGCAGACAGCUAGAUAUUCGCUGGCUAGGAGGGAGCAUCUGAAGGGGGAAGUCAUUUAUGUCUUGCUGCUCCAGAAUGCUUCCUGUAACCCAGCAUGACUGCUGAAGUGCAAAACAAAGUAUGUGGAAGAUGCUGUAGAGGAACACCCACGUGUCUUGUCUCUGAAAAGCUUUUUCUCGUAUGGAAGGGAAAUGGGCAGGAGGUUGGGGCUGCCUGCUGUUUUGGAAAAGCCCUGCUUUUCUCCUAAAGGACUCUGCUCGGCAGCCUCCGUUUAUUUCAGUAGGGCUUGUGCAAUUGUACUUAAAGAGGAAUGUGCCUCUAGCACUUCAAGCCACUAAAGGUUAAUGGGCUCCUUGUGAUCUAGGGGUCUGGCCCAACCAGAGCAAAAUGUUGCACCCACCUGUCCUCCCUAUCGCAGUGUUGUCUCGGACCUUCCCCCCCUUUAAAUCCCAAAUUUAAAGGAGGGAACGGCCUUAGGUUGUAUGCACAGAUUUCAGCUGUGCUGUGCACUGAGAGACCCCCACACUUGCUGUUUAGAUUGUGGUUGUGGUGUGGGUUAGCCAGGCUGCAGGUCAUUGGCGUGUUAAGAUGUAGGGAUCUGGAAAAGAACUGUCUGAAGAGGGAGCAGUGGUGUUCAAACCACAGUUCAAAGAUCAGCAGUGACAGCCCGUCUUAACUGAAGAUCCACUACUGAUCUUAGAGGUGAUGUGCAUAUGCGGAGGUGUUUUGUUAUUUUAGGGGGCACUCUUAGUUCACAUGGGGCGAUGCCAAACAGGUGCUGUGCGCUGGAUGGUCCAAGCGCACAUCCGUGCAUUAAAAUGAGCUGCAAGAUCCUCUUGUCAGGCUCAGCAGGAUUGCUCAGCAGACCUUUUGGCGUGGAGUGUGUUUGUUAAUGGGUAGGAUGCUUGCAAACCACUGACUUGCACCGAUUUUUGACAGAACCACACCACUGUGGCUGGGAGAACUUUCCACGUGGCUGUGUGUCUCCUUUAGCCUUCACUGUGAAUGUGAAAUCUCCUGCAGUGAGAUGAAGCAUAGACUCGAAGGAAGAAAGGAUGGGGAGUUGUGUUGGGAGGGAGCAUAAAUGGGGUUAGGGGAGGGACUUUGUAAGUAAAGCCGUUACUUGUAUGAUAUAUGCUGUGUUUUUAUAGUUCAGUACAUUAUGAUGUUUUUUUAUUAAAAGUGUACAUAGCAUAUUAAAUGGAUAAUGUGUAAUAGAUGUGAAGCUAAUCUCCAUGCUUUUUAAAAUAUUAAAUGAGCAUUAUGAUAUUGAACUGACUGGAAGACUGAACCAUUGCCUAUUUUAAUUCCUAUGCAAGCAAUUUGCCCUAACUUAGCCUUGCUUCCUACCGUAUCUCUGUACUUUGGAUUGCUGAAUUUGGUGAUUUGAAGCCAAAACAGCUCAGGUAUUGUUGUGUCUCUUAAGCAAACCUAUGUGAUGUAUGCAAAUGAAUGUACUUACGUUGGGCAUAUUUAAAUCUCGGGGAUGUCUUUUUGAGACUACUUUCAAUCUCACACAGUGCCCUUGGAAUUUAUAAACGUUGCGCCCCCAGCGAAAGGAGAACAUGCUUACUUUGGGGGACCUGCAAAAUUUGAAGUGGAUGAGUGAAAACCCAGCCAUCCUCUGAUAAAAGUGCACCCAUCCCAAUAACCACCUUGGGGUUAGGGGGACUUCGUAGUAAUGAACAUCUUGAGUAUUCGUGCAAAGCAAGCCUGGGAAGGGGCAAUGUUUCCUCCCCUAAGCAUCCAAGUGAUAGAAACCGUACUUUAGCAGCUAAAUAUUUAGUCUUGGUAAAAAUUUCCCAAGUAGGCAACUUUCGUGGAGGAUAAUAUUGUGGAACACAACUGGGGAGGAGGGAGUGGCAAAGAAUAAGUGAUAUAGUAUUGAUAUACUGACUUUAGCAUGAACAUAAAUGGCAAUGUACUGCUUAUGCCUGUAAUAUGCAUGUAUUAAGAAUUUGGCAGAAUACUGUCAUGGAGUUAAAUAAAUGUGUAUUUUCUUAC
Zootoca vivipara (common lizard) is the source of this 10417-nucleotide messenger RNA. It is a transcript of the gene LIFR, whose product is annotated as LIF receptor subunit alpha. NCBI's taxonomy places the organism in Eukaryota, Metazoa, Chordata, Lepidosauria, Squamata, Lacertidae. Gene Ontology annotation, biological process: cytokine-mediated signaling pathway. Gene Ontology annotation, cellular component: external side of plasma membrane; membrane; signaling receptor complex. The record is from RefSeq and is a predicted model, not a curated record. Gene Ontology annotation, molecular function: cytokine binding; cytokine receptor activity.